UUUUUAUUUUUUAUAGUAAAUUGGAAGCUCAUAAUAUAAAACUAAAUGUUAAAGUUGUCCAACAAAUAAGUAGGUCUGGGGUUUUGGAAAUAAUUGAGAUUGGUGCUAAGGUGAAAUAGCAAGAGGUCAUAUCAUCAAAGUACACUGUAUGCCAAUAUGUUUACUACUAACAUUCCUCCCAGAAAAGUAAGGAGAAUGAUGAAGAAACAACGGAUGUUGGAGGAAAAGAUAAAAAACGCUAAACAAAGCUUUUCUCACUCAGGACCAUCUGGAUCUGGAUUUAUGAAACCUGAAAUUUCUUGUAAUUUUGGAUCAGUGCCCUCUAUAGGAGCAUCCUUGAAUUCACUGGUUCAGACAACACCAGGAGUACAGACUACAAGGUUUGGGCCCGUCAUUCACCAAUCGACAGAAAUAAAACCAUCUUUAGCUGAACAGUUCAAACCUACAUUUCCUGCAUUUCAAAGUUCAACGCCGUCAACAAGCAGUUUACCUCAAAACAAUAAAGAAGAUAAACAAAUUACUGUGGAUCCUAACCCAUCUGAAAGUUUUACAAAUAUUCAAAACGUUGAAAUUAACGGAAUAAACCCCAAGAGUCCAUUUCCUAAACUUUUAAUUUUUAAAGGCUGUGCAAAACAAUACUGUGGAGGUGUACAGUUUUUAAGAAAGAGCUUCUAUUAUUCUAUAUAUGGACCACUUACAUGUUUGAAGGAACAAUGCGGAGAUGUAGUCAAAGCAAGACUCUGGGUUGCUGGGAAUUGUGUGCGUGAAGGCCAAGGUUACACAAGCAUAGAAGCAGAAUUGGAUGCAAUGUACAAGCUCUUUCAGGAGCUGCGAACCACCAACUAUUAUAUUGAGCUUAAGGACAGUUAUAUGCCAGGAAAAAAAAAGACGUUUCCACCGUUUCUAAGCAAUGUUGAUCCAUCUCUGAGCCAUAUUUACAAGGUUGUUUGUCUACGGAAGCGGGAUGGAAGUACUUUUGUACAUAAUAUACAAGGGGCAGUGGACUAUGUUUCUUCAGCUAGGGAAUUGCUCGACUAUAUAAAGAAUCACGGAAACACUGGUUCUAAGGCAGAUCUCUUCAUAUUUAAUGUCGACAAAUCACAACGUACUGAAAUAUACCGAGCCUGCAGUGCAGUAGGAAUGAAAGGAAGACCACUGAUUGGCUGCUCUGACGGAGGGGUAAUGGCUUACUUCCCGGAGAAACCUUGGGAGAUACUUCAGGACCUUUUGAAGUGUGGUGGGGAGACCAUCAAGUAUCGCCUGUUCCCACCUGGCAGUGAUUUGGAGAGUGAGUUAGUUGGCGAUCGAAGAAAAAGUACAGUUAAUGAUGAACAGGGAGGAACUAAUCCUCAACAGGACACUUCAACACAUCAAGAAGAAAUUGAAAUUUCACCUUGGAUUGCUGAAAAUCUCAUCAUUAUGGAAGUUUUCAAUGAACGUAGUUGGAUAGACUGUCCGAAGGAGGUGAUCUUUCAAUCGGUCCGAAGUUGUCCAGCUUUGGAAGAAAUCAUCAUCGAAAAGAAAAGGGAUCCAAUUUCCAAACUGAUAACUGGUGAAGCUCUUAUUGACAGACAAGUGGUUGGCAGAGCAACCUCAUAUAUCGAGAAGUUGGUGAAAGAAAGGGCCGCUGAAGAUGCUUUGAAAAAUCUAAGGAAGUAUUGCCCUUUUAUUGAGGUGAGGGUGUUUACAAUGCAUUAACAACAUAUCCUAAUAGUAGGAAC
Molecule: messenger RNA, 1721 nt
Organism: Homalodisca vitripennis (glassy-winged sharpshooter)
Lineage: Eukaryota; Metazoa; Arthropoda; Insecta; Hemiptera; Cicadellidae
Exons: 11
Coding region: 157-1698 (513 amino acids)
Source: RefSeq, a predicted model, not a curated record